AUGGAUAUGGACGUGUGUGAACCUUCGUCCAGCGGGACUGAUGUCGCUGAGGUGAAAGCUACUAUAAGUAUAACGUCAGACAGGUUGUUGGUGCAGCCUAGCGACAGUGUGAGCUCUCAGUUGAACAGCGUGACCACUGUACACCGGCGCGCGCCCACAGAUCUUGUGGAACUUGCGCAGGAGGUCAAUCAAGCCAACAGGUUCGUAAGAGCUACUGCGCAUAGUAAGCUGCAGCAGAUUGCUGACCAGAUCAGGUUCCUGCAGGAGCAGGCCAAACAGGUCCUGGAGGCGGCUGUACACGAUGGGGAGCUUCACAACGCCAAGUGUAACUUCAAGAAACGACCUGGCACAGUGUACCACCUCUAUAGGAAAGCGCCUGGUUCAACAUUCGUUUCAAUGUUGUCACCUGAAGAAUGGAGUUCAUGCCCACAUGAGUUCCUGGGAUCAUACAAAUUAGAGUUUGACAUGUCAUGGACACCCAUUGAACAAAUGGAGCAACGGGCUAAAGACAUGGCCCUCAUCGACCGACUGCUCUCGGAGAAGACCAAUUUGCCGGCGUUAGCAAGCAACUGA
Messenger RNA from Sycon ciliatum, 573 nucleotides. RefSeq lists its product as uncharacterized. The record is from RefSeq and is a predicted model, not a curated record. NCBI's taxonomy places the organism in Eukaryota, Metazoa, Porifera, Calcarea, Leucosolenida, Sycettidae. The coding region runs from base 1 to 573 and encodes 190 amino acids. The transcript has a single exon.